UAUCGCCGCACGCUCCUGCAUCCGAUUACGGGGUGUGAUAAUUGUCGCUUGUCGUGAGACGAGAUCGAAAAUACAUUCUGUUCUGCGUCGAGAUAAUGAGCGAGAUCGCGAGACGGCAGCCGGGGCCGAUCGGCGACGCGCAAUCACGCGUCCGCCUCGCUACCACGCUGCAUUAGCGUCCCUCGUUGUCGUUAAUCAUGGUCCUGUGUGGCUGCGAUCUGCCAGGACACCAGCAGCAUGCCGUGCGACGACCGUUUGGGAAGGACGUGUGCACGUGUGGUCGCGAUAGCGACGACGUUGCUUCUCCUCACGCUAAACAUCGAGUGUAUAGACACCGAGAGUUCAGGGCUGGAAGGCAUUUGCUUACUGAAGGGCCUUCAUCCUUUUCUUAUCGUCACCUAUAAACACAUCACUAUAUCUGUAGACACAAUUGGUGUGCCUAACAACGAACGACUCAUGGUGAGAUGUCGAGAGAUAGGUAAAUACAAAUUCAUCGGCGAUUCUUUACUGCACUGCCGUAAUGGAGCAUGGGAUGGAAAGACACCUUAUUGCGUGCCUACCACGGCGAUCUCCAAUUACACUGAAGAUGUACCGCCGACCAUCGUUUUCGGUCUACCCGCUGGUUCAGCUGUAGUAGAACCAACCGGUGCACUCGCCGUUUAUCCAGGAAGUAUCCUGCAUUUAGAGUGUCUCUUCGCCAGAAAGUUGGGUAAUCCCGAAUGGACAUGGACCUCAACAUUCCGCCGAUAUCUGACAGGAUGGGCGAUUGCAGCACGGGAAAGAGAUUGGAAGUAUCGCCUGUCGAUAUACUAUGCUAAACUCCAGGAUUCCGGAGUAUAUACGUGUACCACACCGAAGGGAUUAAACAACUCAAUACGAGUCCGUGUCAGAGAUGUUCAAUGCACGGUGCUGGACGUCCCGGAACCACCGUUAAUAAGUCGUAUUGAAGGCAGUCGAAUGGGUCACAGUGCCGUUUUCGAGUGUCCAGUAGGAUACAGAUUAGAAGGUGCUCCCACUAUCACGUGCCAAUACAAUGGCAAAUGGUCGACGGAGGUGCCGCGUUGCGAGAAGAUUAAAUGUCCAGAGAUAAAUAUCCGGGAUAAUGCGCUAUUAGAAUUGAAUGAGCACAAUAACACUUAUAACGAGACAGCUGUCUUCACCUGCAUGUGGGGAUACAAGCUUUCGGGCUCGCAACAUAUGACGUGCGAAGGGGAUGGAAAGUGGAAUGGAUCUAUGCCGAGUUGUCAAAAGAUCACUUGUCCUGUACCGGAAACGCCACGAAGUGGGCGCAUCGUCGAGCAACCACGAUAUUCUAACAAGAAGCAGAAUCAUGGACGAAUGUACAAAGUCGGCGCCUUAGUGAGAUUCGCCUGUCAACCGGGUCACCAAUUGAUAGGAGAAGCAACUACCAUUUGCACAGAGAACGGCACUUGGUCUCACGAUCCGCCCGUAUGUAAGGUAAGAUGCCCUUAUCCAGGCGAUCCUCCUCACGGUCGAAUAGCGCCUCUCAAAUUUUGGUACAAACCGGGAGACAACAUACAGGUAACGUGCUCGCCUGGCUACGUGACUCCUCUAGAACCGGUGAAAAAGCCAUCGUGUCGAGAAAACGGCAUUUGGAGCGCACCACCACCACCUUGUCGAUCUUACAAAGAGGUGUGAGAACGAAAAUAGAUCAUCGAGUACUCCCGAGAACCGCUCACGGAUUGUCGUGCUAUUUUAUCUUACAUAACAAAGGACAUUCGAUAUUCAUUAUACGGGUAGCAAACGUGCAACAAUGUUAAAAGAAAUGUAAAAACUCGCGUUAGGCACUCACUUUGUUUCGAAGGGUAGACACGUUAUGUGAAGUUAAAAUUAUCAAGCGAUAAAUAGAAUUACAGUUACGAUAUAUCAAAUCGACAAAUAAUCAGUAGAUCACCCUGGAAGAAGCAUUUUUGCGUUUAAUAUAGAUCACGGAAUGACCAAUAUUUUGUUCACAAUUCUCUUCCAGAUACAUACAACGAUUUUAAUAAAACAAUUCCCUUUUUCUUAAUAUGCUCUUAAUAAAUAUUUUCUAACGACCA
This is a messenger RNA of Monomorium pharaonis (pharaoh ant), 2060 nucleotides long. It is a transcript of the gene hig, whose product is annotated as locomotion-related protein Hikaru genki. The coding region runs from base 238 to 1659 and encodes 473 amino acids. The transcript has 11 exons. The record is from RefSeq and is a predicted model, not a curated record. Lineage: Eukaryota; Metazoa; Arthropoda; Insecta; Hymenoptera; Formicidae.